Molecule: messenger RNA, 6566 nt
Organism: Cricetulus griseus (Chinese hamster)
Lineage: Eukaryota; Metazoa; Chordata; Mammalia; Rodentia; Cricetidae
Source: RefSeq, a predicted model, not a curated record
CGAAUCCGGGGGCGUGGGGGGUCCUCCCAAGUCCCAGUCAAGAUCUGCAGCUCUCCCUCCCUUCCGCCCUCCCUCCCUCCGCGCGAGCUAGAAGCCAGGCCGGCUGUUAAGUAAAGCAAUGGGUGAGGUGUGGAAGCUAGCGAAGUCACAGAAUGUGGAGAACCUGGGUGAGCGGGAAGCGCGGUUGUGCCCGUACUGAAUUCACAAACAAGCGAGGAGCGACUAGAAGAACAUCCAGUUCAUUGUGGAGAAAACAAAAAGAGAAACCAAACCCGGCAACCCCCAGAGUGAAACACUACCGGGAAGAGGCAGAUUGCUGACCCGGGUGGAGGUGGGGUGAGCGUGGGGGGCGGUCACUUGCUCCGGAAGUACUGUUUCGUUAGCCUCUGGUCUUCCGGGGCAGAUGUCGUCGUAGCAGCUGUAGGGAGGGGAAGCCAUUUUUUGUUUCUGGGAAGAGUAAGGAAGAAACCGGGAGAAAAGCGAGGGGGAAAUAAAGAGAAAAUAGAAGGGCUCAGCCCUUUUCCUCUGAACUGAAGAUAGGAAGCAGUUUCGACUGGCGUGUGAGGUCCCGAGGGCCCAGAGAUGUUCUCCCUGUCGAGCACUGUGCAGCCCCAGAUGGGUAAAUGAAGUGUUUUCUUGUGUUCUUUGGGCCAUUUCUAACCCAGGGAAUGAAGGGGAACAUAAUGAAGGGAGGUACUAAAGAACCAAACUGGAGAAGAUUUUCAGGUUCUACAGGUACUAGAUUUUAAGCAGAAGAGUGAUCUAACAAACUUUCAUUUUAAUAUGAUCACUCUUAUCUACCGCUGGGAAUGUGUGGCAGCUGGACAAGUGCCAGAGCAGGUUACAGUUCCUCUCAGUCAUCUCAUCAAUGCCUUCCAUUCACCAAAAAACAUAGCUGUUUCUGUCAAUACAUCUGCUUCUCAAAAGCAGCAUCGAGAGCAUGUUCCUGAGCAUGACACUCCCAGUAGUGAGCCUGUACUUAAUUUAAGGGACCUUGGAUUAUCUGAAUUAAAAAUUGGACAGAUUGAUCGACUGGUAGAAAAUUUACUUCCUGGAUUUCAUAAAGACAAAAGAGUUACUUCCCAUUGGCAUACGUCUCAUGUCUCGGCACAAUCCUUUUUUGAAAAUAAAUAUGGUCACUUAGAUAUGUUCAGUACACUACGUUCCUCUAGCUUGUACAGACAACACCCAAAAACUCUUCGAAGCAUUUGUUCAGAUCUUCAGUGUUUUCCAGUUUUCAUACAGUCUCGGGGUUUUAAAACUUUGAAAUCAAGAACACGGCGGUUACAGUCUACUUCUGAAAGAUUAGCAGAAGCACAGAAUAUAACACCAUCAUUUGUGAAGGGGUUUCUUUUGAGGGACAGAGGAACAGAUCUUGAGAGUUUGGACAAACUUAUGAAAACUAAAAACAUACCUGAAGCUCACCAAGAUGCAUUUAAAACUGGUUUUGCAGAGGGUUUUCUCAAAGCUCAAGCUCUCACACAGAAGACCAAUGAUUCCUUAAGGCGAACUCGUCUGAUUGUGUUUAUUCUGCUCCUGCUUGGCAUUUAUGGACUCUUAAAAAACCCAUUUUUAUCUGUUCGCUUCCGGACAACUACAGGACUUGAUUCUGCUGUAGAUCCUGUCCAGAUGAAAAAUGUCACUUUUGAACAUGUUAAGGGGGUGGAGGAAGCCAAACAAGAAUUACAGGAAGUGGUUGAAUUCUUGAAAAAUCCACAAAAAUUUACUGUGCUUGGAGGUAAACUUCCCAAAGGAAUUCUGUUAGUUGGGCCACCAGGAACAGGGAAGACACUUCUUGCCCGAGCUGUGGCAGGAGAAGCUGAUGUUCCCUUUUAUUAUGCAUCUGGAUCAGAGUUCGAUGAGAUGUUUGUGGGCGUGGGAGCCAGCAGGAUCAGGAAUCUUUUUAGAGAAGCAAAAGCAAAUGCUCCUUGUGUUAUAUUCAUUGAUGAGUUAGAUUCUGUUGGUGGGAAGAGAAUUGAAUCUCCAAUGCAUCCUUAUUCAAGGCAGACUAUUAAUCAACUUCUUGCUGAAAUGGAUGGUUUCAAACCCAACGAGGGAGUAAUCAUUAUAGGUGCCACAAAUUUCCCAGAGGCAUUAGAUAAUGCCUUAAUACGUCCUGGUCGUUUUGACAUGCAAGUUACAGUUCCAAGGCCAGAUGUGAGGGGUCGGACUGAAAUUUUGAAAUGGUAUCUUAAUAAAAUAAAGUUUGACAAAUCUGUUGAUCCAGAAAUCAUAGCUCGAGGCACUGUUGGGUUUUCUGGAGCAGAGCUGGAGAAUCUUGUGAACCAAGCUGCAUUAAAGGCGGCUGUUGAUGGAAAAGAAAUGGUUACCAUGAAGGAACUAGAGUUUUCUAAAGAUAAAAUUCUAAUGGGACCAGAAAGAAGAAGUGUAGAAAUUGAUAACAAAAACAAAACCAUAACAGCCUAUCAUGAAUCUGGUCAUGCUAUUAUUGCAUAUUACACAAAGGAUGCAAUGCCAAUUAAUAAAGCUACAAUCAUGCCACGGGGGCCAACACUUGGACAUGUCUCACUAUUGCCUGAGAAUGACAGAUGGAAUGAAACCAGAGCCCAGCUGCUUGCACAAAUGGAUGUUAGUAUGGGAGGAAGAGUGGCAGAGGAGCUCAUAUUUGGAACCGAUCAUAUUACAACAGGUGCUUCUAGUGAUUUUGAUAAUGCAACACAAAUUGCAAAGAGGAUGGUUACCAGAUUUGGAAUGAGUGAAAAGCUUGGAGUUAUGACCUACAGUGAUUCAGGAACACUAAGUCCUGAAACUCAAUCUGCCAUUGAACAAGAAAUAAGAAUCCUUCUACGGGAGUCAUAUGAACGAGCAAAACAUAUCUUGAAAACUCAUGCAAAAGAGCAUAAGAAUCUAGCAGAAGCGUUGUUGACCUAUGAGACUUUGGAUGCCAAAGAGAUUCAAAUUGUUCUUGAGGGGAAGAAAUUGGAAGUGAGAUGAUAACUCUCUUCAUAUUGCUGGUUUUAUUAAAUAUAAGUAGCCCUGCAGUCUCUUUUUGCAACACUCUUCAACCCCCAUUCUUGACCUGGUAUAUAUAUAAUUCAAGGAUGUGAAACACUUUGUCAAUCUUCUGUCACAUUAUCUGAUUUUGGGUAUUUCCAUGAUGGCACCCAUUGGAGAUUAGUAACCCAUAGCAAGUACAUGAAAACAUAAUAAAUAAAAAGCUGUCAGGAUUAAUGACAGAUUGUUUGAAAAAUGUCAAUCAUGUUGAAAGUAAGCAAUCAUUUUGUGGUUGAUUACUUGAAGUGAGUAAAAAUUGUGCCUUUAUCUACUGGUAAGUUUUUUUUUUAUUUUUAAUUCGAAAGCUUAAGUAACUGAAAAACUAUCAUUUCCUGAUAGUAAUAUUCCUCUUUGUUAAAAAAAAAAAAAACAACAUAUGACAUGGGUAAAUCAAUUUCUUCAUAUAUCAGUGGAAAUCAUUAAGAUGUAUUUAAUUAUGUUCUUGAUUGACCAUGUAAAAUGGCCUUUAAAUGAAGCUAUUUGAAUUGUAAACAUAAAGAUAUAAUCAGAGUUUAAAUGAUUGUAAUAUUUUAAAAACACAGCAUGCAUGCCCAUUUUCUUUCAGAUUCUACCAUCUCACUGACAAAAUUGGUUUCAGAAAAACAGUAUUUUAUGAUGGAAAUAAGUAACAAAGUAUAUUCUGAAUAAUUGUAUAAUUAUAUUUAAUCUCAAAAUCAAAAUGAAACCAAAAACUUAAUUCCUUUCAAAGUGGUCUUUCAACUUAUGCCUUGUCAGAAUUGGAAGGCUUGUGCAUCUGCACAUAUUAUAAGAUUUAUUGGUAAUUUCAUAUUUAAAUCAUUAGAACAUAGAGUGCAUUGUAUUGGUGUUAUAACCAAAUUACAUUCUUGAAGGAACUAUUAAAAUUACGUUCAGUUUUCUCAUUGAAGAUGUAUAUGGUCUUCAUUGAAGAAGAUAGGUAUAAUUAAAGGGACCUUGUUACAUGAUAUUCUUGUCCUUUUUAAAUAAUCUUAAAUUUUGAUAACAAUCUCAAACUGAAAAUGUUGGUAGAGCUCUUUAUAUUCUUGAUCUAGACUCAUGGGUUGUUUUAAUUUUUACUGUCUCCAUUGUCACUCAUGUUCAUGUGCUCAUUCUCUCCCUUCCCCCAUUCUCUGCAUGUUCAUGCUUGCACAUAUGGAAAACAUUGGUAACAUGUUUUAUUUAACCUGAUUUAAAACAUUUUUACAGUCACAUUGAGUUGUAACUUUCAUGUUAUAAAACUUGUUCAUUUUAAAUAUAUAGACCAAAGACUUUUUUAUUUUUUUCUGUGUAAUCAUCCCCACUGUUAGGUUUUAGGACAUUUUUUUUCCCCAAGCCUUCAAAAUUCAGUGACUCUACAAAUUCCCUUUGUAGCUUAUAUUAUGUGAGGUUUACAGUUUUAUCACCAGUCACUAUAAAGAGUAUCUCACUGAUGACAUCCAAAUUGAAUUCCUCAUAAUUCUAGUCUCAGUAAAUUAUAUAGCAAGUUUACUGUGGCUUUUGUGUUCUAGUUCAUUUUAUUGCUUCUACGUGUGUAUGCAAAGAUUUUGACAAUCAAAUAUGGAUAUAUAUAGCUGGAGAAUUUUCUCUUCUGCAUGUCUGGUAAACCUAGAAUAUUCUGUGAAGUGGUUAUCAAUUUCCUGGGUUUAUUAAGUCACAGAAAUCUUCUGCCUGUCUAUUCUCAUCUUGUUUGCAUGUCGAAGAACAGCCAACCACUUAAAGGCUAGUAAGCUGCUUAUUGAGAUCCUAGAUUUAGUCAGUAGUAUAUCAGACCAAUUGAAUUCUCUUGUGAAAAUGAGAACAAGCUUUUUAUUUUUCUUGGGGUUUUGUUGUUUUGUUUUGGGUCUUUUCCAGAAAGUUCUCUGUAUGUAGCCUAGGAUAGCUUCCAAUUAGCCAUGCUUCUGUCUCCACCUCCUGGAUGUUCAAGUUAUAGGUGUGUUCUACUAUUCCUGGCACACAAGUUUUAUUUUACAGGGUUUUCUUUCACCCUGGUUUAACCAUUGGGCCUCUGGGUUGGGAGCUGCCUUGAGUAGGCAUGACAAUCUGAGAAUCAUGUACUUGGUUGAAUUCUGGUUUUCAUGAAGAAACAAGUCAUCCUUGUUGUGGGUCUUCUGUUAAUUCCUGGUGUCAUGAAAUGGCUAUUUGUGAUGGUUUGGUUUAGAUUUUUAGUUGACUUUUUUUUUUAACUGAAAAUGAAUUUCUCCUGGAAAGCAUAUUCCAACUGAAGUAUUUUAAAGAGAGUAGAUUUGAAAGGGCUUUAAGCUAUUCUGAGCUCAUAUUUAAAGUCGUAUAAAUGUCUGAAUUGAAUUAUGGGAAUUGGACUCUCCAGUAUCCAUUCCCCAGUAUGAACACCCACUUAAAUAAUUCGUUAUAUAUGAAAAUACCUUCACUUGGAUUAAGCAAGCCAGAUAAGAACAAAGACCUGGUUGUAGGCUAGCAGUAAGAAUAUGUGCAUAGAGUAGGAUAGAAAAGACAGUUUGUAUAUUCCGUAGGUUGUACUUGUCCACAUGCAACCAGCAGAGCAUGAAGAUACAGUCUCCUAGUGGGGAAGAGAGAAGCAAGCACAGAACAUGGUUUUAGAACUCAUUAAUGGGCUUGCUUACCACCAUAAAAUGCAGUAAUGGACAGAUCCCCACAUCUACUCUUCUGUGGUGACAGUGAGAUCGUGGCUGACUAAUGGCUGUUGGUUCAAAAUAACAUAUAUUCAGAGUGCUGAGUAAAACCCUGCCUGCCAAGAAUAUUGUAUUCAACAAAGCUGAAAUGAAGCAGUCUGAGACAAAAGCUAUGAGAAGACAUCAUCUCCUGAUUUGUUGACAGAAAUGCAAAAGAGAGUUGCUCAAACGGAAAGAAACUUGCUAGUAGAGUAUACCUGAAAAUAUGAAAGUCGUAAAAGUAAGUGCACUUAAAUUUAGAGUGCUCUGAUGAUUGUAUUUAAAUCAGUACUUUUAGUAUAGAUGCUAGUCGGAAAAUAACUACAGGAAUUUUCAAGAGAUUGUGACAACAAACUACAGAUGGGAUGUAAAGGGUAGAGGAUUAUGUUUUUUUCUUGUUGAAGUUGUCAUCUUAGUUUCCGUCUUGGCUUCCCUUAGUGAUGGACUGUGAUGGGGACUUGUAAGCUAAAGAAACUUUCCUUGCCAAGUUUGCUAUUAACACAGCAGUAGAAAGUAUUCUUCUAAGUAUACAGCAAACAAAAUUAAAAGACUAAAUAGCAAGUGGCAGAUGAAAGAAUCAAAGCAUCAUCAAGUCAGGUGCAUAAAACAUCCAACAGAAAGUGACUGGAAGGCCCUUUAGGGCAGUAAACUGGAGUUCCCCAUGGAGUCUCUGGCAGAGCAAAGUGGUCCCUCAUGUGAGGCUUCCAAGUAAAAGAACAAAUAGCUGAGACAUACCAAAUCACAUGCAAGAAUACCCUGCAGAAGUGGACUGGCAAAGUUGAGGCAGUUGCUGGAGUUUCCAGUUGGGAGUGUCCUCUCUGCUCUGUAUCAAUUACUUGUGGGUCAACUUCCUGUGACUGAACUUCUGAAUUUUCUUUCUCGCUGCUGGCACUUCAAAAUUAUGGAAUAAACAGUAGUAAUGAC